CAGGGCUUGACCACCCAGAGGGCUAGAGAAAUCUUGGAACGAGAUGGCCCCAACCAACUUACCCCUCCAAAGACAACACCGGAAUGGGUGAAGUUCUGCAAGCAGCUAUUUGGCGGAUUCUCGAUUCUUUUGUGGGUCGGGGCAAUCCUUUGUUUCGUGGCAUACUCCAUUGUCGCUUCAACGGCUGAAGAUCCGUCUAAAGAUAAUCUCUACCUUGGCAUCGUGUUAACCGUUGUUGUGGUAGUGACAGGAUUGUUUUCCUACUAUCAGGAAGCCAAAAGUUCAAGAAUCAUGGAAAGCUUCAAGAACCUCAUCCCCCAGGUCUGUUCUUCUUCCUGA
Molecule: messenger RNA, 339 nt
Organism: Helobdella robusta
Lineage: Eukaryota; Metazoa; Annelida; Clitellata; Rhynchobdellida; Glossiphoniidae
Exons: 2
Biological process (GO): intracellular sodium ion homeostasis; sodium ion export across plasma membrane; potassium ion import across plasma membrane
Molecular function (GO): P-type sodium:potassium-exchanging transporter activity
Source: RefSeq, a predicted model, not a curated record